Emys orbicularis (European pond turtle) is the source of this 1500-nucleotide messenger RNA. It is a transcript of the gene PPP5C, whose product is annotated as protein phosphatase 5 catalytic subunit. The coding region runs from base 1 to 1500 and encodes 499 amino acids. Gene Ontology annotation, molecular function: protein binding; hydrolase activity. The transcript has 13 exons. Lineage: Eukaryota; Metazoa; Chordata; Testudines; Emydidae. The record is from RefSeq and is a predicted model, not a curated record.
AUGGCGGAGGGAGAGCGGGCGGAGCAGAACGGCGGCCUCGGGCGGCCCCCCCGGGAGGGGGAGGCGGGGGCGCUGGAGCGGGCGGAGGCCCUCAAGAGCCAGGCCAACGAGUACUUCAAAGGCAAGGACUACGAGAACGCUGUGAAGUAUUACAGCGAGGCCAUCGACCUGAACCCCUCCAAUGCCAUCUACUACGGCAACCGCAGCCUGGCCUACCUGCGGACAGAGUGCUAUGGCUACGCGCUCUCCGACGCCACCAAGGCCAUCGAACUGGACAAGAAGUACAUCAAAGGCUACUACCGGCGGGCGACCAGCAACAUGGCCCUGGGCAAGUUCAAGGCCGCCCUGCGCGACUAUGAGACGGUGGUGAAGGUGAAGCCAAACGACAAAGACGCCAAGAUGAAGUAUCAGGAGUGCAACAAGAUCGUGAAGCAGAAGGCGUUUGAGCGCGCCAUUGCCAGCGACGAGCACAAGCGCUCUGUGGUCGACUCCCUGGACAUAGAGAGCAUGACCAUCGAGGACGAGUACAGCGGCCCCAAGCUGGACAACGGGAAGGUGACGCCAGCGUUCAUGAAGGAGUUAAUGCAAUGGUACAAGGAUCAAAAGAAACUCCACAGAAAAUGUGCCUAUCAGAUCUUGGUGCAGGUGAAGGAGGUGCUCGUCAAACUUCCCACGCUAGUAGAAACCACGUUAAAAGAGACAGAGAAGGUCACCGUGUGUGGAGACACCCACGGGCAGUAUUACGACUUGCUGAAUAUAUUUGAACUGAAUGGGCUGCCGUCUGAAACGAACCCAUAUAUAUUCAAUGGGGAUUUCGUCGACCGCGGCUCCUUCUCCGUGGAAGUGAUAUUAACGCUGUUCGGUUUUAAGCUGCUGUAUCCGGAUCAUUUCCACUUACUCCGUGGGAAUCACGAGACGGACAACAUGAACCAGAUCUACGGGUUUGAGGGGGAGGUGAAAGCCAAAUACACAGCCCAGAUGUUUGCGCUUUUCAGCGAGGUCUUUGAGUGGCUGCCCCUGGCGCAAUGCAUCAAUGGCAAAGUGUUGAUAAUGCACGGCGGGCUCUUCAGCGAAGACGGGGUCACGUUGGACGACAUCCGGAAGAUCGAGAGGAAUCGGCAGCCUCCGGAUUCAGGUCCCAUGUGCGACUUGCUCUGGUCCGACCCGCAGCCUCAGAACGGCCGGUCGGUCAGCAAGCGCGGCGUGAGCUGUCAGUUCGGGCCCGACGUCACCAAAAGCUUCCUGGAGCGGAACCAGCUCGAUUACAUCAUCCGGAGCCACGAGGUCAAGCCCGAGGGCUACGAAGUGACGCACGAGGGCAAGUGCAUCACUGUCUUCUCGGCACCCAACUACUGCGACCAGAUGGGGAAUAAAGGUUCAUACAUCCACCUGCGGGGGUCGGACCUGCACCCCGAAUUCCACCAGUUCACAGCCGUGCCUCACCCGAACGUCAAACCGAUGGCCUACGCCAACACUCUCCUCCAGCUGGGGAUGAUGUAA